This is a messenger RNA of Meloidogyne enterolobii, 273 nucleotides long. The record is from the annotation of a GenBank genome assembly. Lineage: Eukaryota; Metazoa; Nematoda; Chromadorea; Rhabditida; Meloidogynidae.
UUUUUGGAAGAAAUUGUGGAGAUAAACAAUAAAGAUUUGGAAAAUUACGGAAAUUUAUAUUUAAAUAUAAUUAAUAAAUUUAGAAAAUUUAUUAAUAAAAAGUACACAGAAGAGGAGAUGGAGGCAGAAUUAGAAGAUAAAAGUUUGGAAGGAUUGAAAAGUGAACUUAAAGAUAAAGAAAGUUUAAAUAAAUUUUUAAAAGAAGAACAUUCAAAAAUGAUUAAAAAAUUAAUUGAGGAAGAUGAAAUAUUUAAAAAUGAUAUUGAAGGUUAA